This is a messenger RNA of Salpingoeca rosetta, 1554 nucleotides long. RefSeq lists its product as uncharacterized. Bases 13 to 1215 code for a protein of 400 amino acids. Lineage: Eukaryota; Choanoflagellata; Craspedida; Salpingoecidae. The transcript has a single exon. The record is from RefSeq and is a predicted model, not a curated record.
GCAAGCAAGCGCAUGAGUGGUAGCUACAGCUCAGCCAUUGGCAUUUCAUCCUGCUUGCAAAGAAACCUGCGAUCAAGGUCGGACAAACACAAUAAACACACACACCAAACAACAAACAACAACAACAACAACAACAACAACAACCAACCAACCAACCAACCAACCAACCAACCAACCAACCAACCAACACACGUCGCCAUGGCCAUGAACUUGGGCGUGCUAAACAUGGCCUUUCGGCUAAGGUCACAAAUCCAACAAGGUCGCCCCGUCAGUUCAUCUCCAUCGUCAUCAUCUUCGGGGGGUGCAACACGGUCUGGCGCAGCGUCGAGCACAAGCCCGUCCCCGGCCCGCCAGUCCCAGCAUCUUGUCCACAACUACAACAUCACACAAGCAAAGCCAACUAAAUCCAAGAAGGGCAAGGGCCGAAAGCGGGCGUUUACGUGGCACUCACAGGCCAACUCCGUGCCACACUUGCCGCCCAUCAUUGAGGAGCCCGUCUUUGAGAUGCUCGAUGAAAACGGCGACGCGGACCCUGGCGUCGUCGAUUUGACGCCUCGCUCGUGCUCACCGUCGCACAGGGCCGACGGCGUUCGGUUCCCGCCACUCACCGCACCGCACACGCCUUCACGCCUCAGGCACGAACAGAGUGCCGCACAAACGAACGCGCCGUGCGCAUGCGAACACUGCGCCCUCGGCAAGUGCGUGGUUCACAGAGACAGCACCAGCGUCAACAGCAGCAGCAACCGUGCUCGACCGUCUUCGGGGCCAGCAAGGUUAAAGACACCACCCAUCGUCGUGCAGGUUUCGGACCAUGACGACGACCACAACAGUGGUGGUGGCGAGCAGACUGGCGUCGUGGAUGCAGAGAACAACACACUUGCGCGAUUCAGCGAACAAGAGCACGCACCAGCAGAUCACGACACACACGGACAAUCGCGUCAACAGCAACGACAACAACACGACCAACAACACAACCCACAUCAUAAGCAGAGGUCGCCGGCACAGCAGCGCAACGCGGCUGCCAAGGCGGGCUCAAGGCGGCAGCGUGGCCGCGGCUGGACCGUCAGCACCAUGGGUACUGGGCAUGCUUUGACACAAGGCGUGUCUGCCCCAUCGCCAUCAUCUCCAAAGUCACCAAAACCAAGUCAACGCUUGCAGCUCAGUGCCACGUCGCUUCACGCCAACUCCGAACGCCCGCGCGUGUCUGCCGUAUGACCUCUGGUCACGUGGGCCUUUCUCAAGCGUGCACACACAUACAUACACAUGCACAUGCACAGACACAUACGUACACAUGCACAUGCACAUGCACAUACACGUACACCAAUGUCAUCAAUGAUGAACCAGCUUUUAUGUACAGCUCCCAGUGCUUUGCUGGCCCUCCACCGCCCGUGUUCUUGCCUUCUGUCCGUCAUGCAACUGUCAAUGGGUGGUACAAUCUCACCAGCUUGCUUUGCCUGUUUAUGUUUUGCUUCUGACAUGUUCUGUAAUGACCCUGGUACCAGCACAAUACCAGUGCAAACAAGAAUCAAGCUUGUCCACAGUAAACACGCGACC